AUGGGCAAGUUGGGCACAAAGGUCCGAGCUGGGCAAGGCUCAGGCUCAUCCUGCUUCUCUCCCAGGCACUGGGGGUGGUCUGCACCCUCAAUAAGAAUGCUGGCAAGCUAACUUUGCCUGAACCUGGAGUCCAUGUGGCUGAUGUGGAAGAUGUGAAUGCUGCAGUGCCUUCUUACCUACUCCCUGCACGUGAACAUGACAAGCUGUGCCAGCUGGCCAGAAGCGACCCCAGGCAGCAGGAAGGUGAACCACCAGUGGUAUGUGUGCAACAGAGAAAAAUUGUGUGAGUGACUCCAGGUUGUGCUCGUUCAGUGUUACCUUGGUCAAGAAAUGUAGAUCUUCUUAAAUAACCGCAUAUUAUAUCGCUUAUCCGUGUCAUCUGUUUUUACUCUGCUUAUGUGUACAACAUCUGUCAAUAGGUCUCUAGGAAGAGGCUCAAUGUUUGUGUUUUCACCAGAUCAACUUCAGAGACUGCUUAAAAUUCAUCCAGACUGGAAAACUCAUAGAUUUCUUAAUUGGGGUACUGGAGAUGGAGAAGUUACAAAAUUCAUGAGCCCUCAUUUUGAAGAAAAUUAUACCACUGAGAUACCUGAAACUAUUGCAACCAGUGCUGAUCUACAGAAAAAAAGAAAUAGAGUGUCUAAUAUAAAUGAAUGGCAGAAUACAGGGUUCCAGCAUGAUGUCAUCAUUCUUGAAUUGCUGGGCUGCUGUGAUCAGCCCCUGACUUUGUUGGAAGAUAUCAGAAGUGUCUGGGAGCCAACUGAAGGCAGGGCUAUCCUGGCCCUGGCCUUACCCUUUCAUCCCAAUGUAGAAAACGUAGAUGGCAAGUGGGAGAAACCAUCAGAAAUUUUGGAAAUCAAGGAAGAGAGCUGGGAGGAACAAGUGAACAGUCCGACUGAAGUUUUCAGGAAAGCGGGUUUGGUUAUUGAAGCUUUCACCAGACUUCUGUACCUGUUUGAAGGGGACAUGUGUAAUGAUUACCAUGUGCUAGAUGUUGCUGUCUUUGUGCUCAAACCAGAGUAA
This is a messenger RNA of Artibeus jamaicensis (Jamaican fruit-eating bat), 1023 nucleotides long. RefSeq names its product protein-L-histidine N-pros-methyltransferase. Gene Ontology annotation, molecular function: protein-L-histidine N-pros-methyltransferase activity. Lineage: Eukaryota; Metazoa; Chordata; Mammalia; Chiroptera; Phyllostomidae. The record is from RefSeq and is a predicted model, not a curated record.